AUGUCUUACCCAUACCCUACGCAUCUGCUUCCCCUUAGUUCCGAUAUGGACGUUCCUCGUUCUGGCUUUGCGCCCAACUUUGGCGCAUCAGGCUCGGGCCAAGCAUCGAUGGACCACGGAGCCCAUGAUCCAACAGACCAGGAGCGUAGAGAUUCCAUCUUACAGGCGAGUCGUCGAAAAUCGAAACGCUCCUUGAACAAGCCUAAUAUCAGACUGCGGCAGGCCAAUAUAUCUGAUUCCAGUCAGUCUGGCCAAGCUGGGGACAAGAAGAGAAACAAGUUGGGCUAUCAUCGGACCUCGGUAGCUUGUGGGCAUUGCCGCAGGCGGAAAAUUCGGUGCAUAAUGUCAGAGGUACAAGGCGAUGGCCGAUGUAGAAACUGCAUCAGGUUGAAGAAAGAGUGCAGCUUCUUCCCCGUAGACCAGGCCCCGUCUCAAACCACUGAACCAAGACCCAAACCGCAACCGACACCUGCCGGAGGAUCAAAGACCGCUUCCGCAUCGUCUUCUCCCGUGGUACUUCCUGGAGAAGCCCUAGAAGGAUCCCAACACUAUCAGCACCAUCAAGGAGGAGUUCUGCCCUCGUCACAAAACCUACUGCCGACAACUAUCCAGACUUCUGCGGUUGAAAAUCUUGGCCAGGAGCCCAUAGCAAUAGUGCCUGCUUCGAGCACUUCGACUUCUUCCCAGCGUUACGAUUUUGCGAACCCCCAAAUCACGAACUGGGUAUCACCAGAUGUUAGUUCCAACUAUGCAACACAGUCAGGCGACUAUAAGGAAACGAAGAAGUCUUACGCUGAACAGUCCCCAAUUACUCCGUCUCCGUCAUUCUCGCCGUAUACGUCUCAAGCCCUAUCGUCAGCUAGCUGGAGCAACGCAGAUGCCAACGCUCACAGCAACAUGGGAUAUUCAUCAUUUGCAAUGGGGAACUCUAUGGCAUACCCAAGAGGCACGCAAAUACCUUCACAAUAUCCCACGAUGCCACAGCAGAGCCGGCAGUUUCCGAGAAGGUCUUCGACGCCGAUGACGACUGACAUGUACACCCCAAUUGCGACAAACUUCCCAAUUAUGGACCCGCACACUGUUUCCAUGUCUGCAGGUGCGAAUCCGCCUUCCGGUUACGGUGCUUGGCCACAGCAGCAGCAACAGCAGCAACCCCCUUACGGCUAUUCUAGGCCAUCCGAGGGAUACGAUAAUUGGACGGCUUAUGAUAAUAGUAGCGGAAGCUAG
Colletotrichum godetiae is the source of this 1227-nucleotide messenger RNA. RefSeq lists its product as uncharacterized. Gene Ontology annotation, biological process: regulation of DNA-templated transcription. Gene Ontology annotation, molecular function: zinc ion binding; DNA-binding transcription factor activity, RNA polymerase II-specific. The record is from RefSeq and is a predicted model, not a curated record. The coding region runs from base 1 to 1227 and encodes 408 amino acids. Lineage: Eukaryota; Fungi; Ascomycota; Sordariomycetes; Glomerellales; Glomerellaceae. The transcript is spliced from 3 exons.